AAAAGAACAAGAAAGGGAAAUGGGAUUGUAAGUAAUUAUAGUAAUAACAAAUUAGAGAUUUAAAGAUAAGACUUCUUUUAAGCAAUACAUUUAUGUCUUUAGUAGUGGUUGUAAACUUAGCUAUGGUUUCUUAUUUGAAAGAAAAUGAUGGUGGUGAUUAUACUUAAUUUUCUUAUAUUACAAAUAUUAGCACAACUGACCAAGAUAAGUAUAGAUCUUAUUUAGACCUGGCCAUUUCAGCAUUUGUUUUAAUGUUAACAGGAUUUUUGGUAGGAAUGGUUUAACCAUUUUUGAAAUUAAGUGCUCUUUCAUAUGUGAUGGCUCUGUUGAUAUUAGCAGGAUAUGUGUGUUUAUUUGCAGGAGUAUUCAUUAAUGAUACAUUCUAAUAUAAUUUCACAGAUAAAACAUUUAAUUAUAGUUUGGCAUCAUUCUUUGGAAUGGGAGGAGUAUUUAUUUAAGGAAUGGUAAAUGCUUGGAGAUAAAGAUCAGUUGAUUGAAUAUUCAUUAUUGAACAUUAUAUUAAAUAAUUUAAAU
This is a messenger RNA of Paramecium sonneborni, 534 nucleotides long. The record is from the annotation of a GenBank genome assembly. NCBI's taxonomy places the organism in Eukaryota, Ciliophora, Oligohymenophorea, Peniculida, Parameciidae.